Botrytis deweyae is the source of this 732-nucleotide messenger RNA. RefSeq lists its product as uncharacterized. The coding region runs from base 1 to 732 and encodes 243 amino acids. Lineage: Eukaryota; Fungi; Ascomycota; Leotiomycetes; Helotiales; Sclerotiniaceae. The transcript has 2 exons. The record is from RefSeq and is a predicted model, not a curated record.
AUGUCUUCUGAACAACAAUCACAAUCCGAAUCAUCGAAUCCCUCCAACACUGACAGCACUGGAAACUUCGCAAAUCUUCCUCGUGAGCUUGAUGAUAUGAUAUGGUCUCAAGUUCCAGUAAUCUCAGGCCCACGCUUGAUCAAAAUUCGUGCCGAUCCCGAUGUUCAGACCGUAAUUCUUUCCCACCACAGACACAUGUUCGAUCAUAAGAUCACAAAUCCUCAGAUUGUGAACACCGCGAAGGACACCUUUAUGUUCAAUGGGAUCAGUCGGUUAAAUGAGUAUGUUCAGCAUACGGGAGCUAUUAUCACCAAAACUGGUGCAGUGUACUCGGAGCCUGCGUGCUAUCCAACAAUGCAGAACCUAGUAGUCAGACUAUUCCUAGAUAUUGGAAACCCGGGCUCAGAACCAUAUUCUGUCUGGCUCAACCGUCUUCGCGAGGAAAUUGAUUUCGACAAGUUUAUCUUGGAGAAAAUUCUACGCGAGCUUCUAGAGUCUGUCAGUAAGGUACAGAGUCUCAAAAAGAUAUAUCUCCUGACUGAAGAGGAGCAGAUGCCGGGACCCAGACUUGUUGAGCGGAUUGAUGGUAGGCUCAUGGAUCUUUUUGCAGAAGACGAUGAGUUGCAAAGACGCUAUGGGGAGGGUCUAAGAAUGCCAGAAGUUGUGUGCCUAACGAAGAUGGAAUUUCCAGUGGAGUUGGUGAGAGUAGCUCGCAGAUACGCUAGACCAUGA